This is a messenger RNA of Effrenium voratum, 1435 nucleotides long. The record is from the annotation of a GenBank genome assembly. NCBI's taxonomy places the organism in Eukaryota, Dinophyceae, Suessiales, Symbiodiniaceae.
AUGCAGAUGGUCACCUGCUGGGCGCUGGGCGCAGCAGCGGCCUUUGUGCUGUGUCUGCAGGAUGGGCUGCCGCUUUCCUGGGCCUUCACGGCCAGGGCGCUGGAGGAAGAGGCGACGUGCCCCCUGGGCUUGUGGAUCUUGGUCUUCUCCACUGGGGCGGCCCUGCUGGGGUUGGUGGCCUCCGUCUACACCCCGACAUGCAUCCGCAUGAGGGAUAUUUGUUUCCUAGAUGUGAUGAGCAUCCACCAGACGGAUGCGGCGCUCAAGGAGAAGGGGAUUUAUGGCAUCGGAGGAUUUCUGAGCCUAUCCUCGGAGCUUCGAGUGCUCUGGAGCCCGCCAUACUUGACCCGGCUUUGGUGCAUCUUCGAGCUGGCCGCGUUCCGCAAGGCGAACCCCCGGGGGGUCAUCCGACUGGCGCCCUUAUUCGUGGAGGUCUCGGUGCUUUGCAUGUGUCUGGCCUCCAGCUGCGCGUCUCUGCUCUUCUGGAUGGUGCACACCGCGAACCCCGAGCUGCUUCUGUAUGUGGUGGCAUGUUCCGUGGUGCUGUCGGCGAUGUGCUGCAUGCUGGUGCACUUUUUGCGGCGCUCCAUGCAGGGCAAGCAGCAGCUCCUCUCCGCGCUGCAGGAAUUCGACCUCAGCCAGGUGGGCUGCCGUGACGAGUACGACCGGGACUUCAUCUACCGGGCCAUCCAGCAAUGGUACGGCAGCCUGGAGGCCUUCACCGACUUUGUGCGCCACACGCUGCAGGAGGAGCUCGCAGCCACCCUCGGCUCCGAGCAGGUGGUCCGGGUCUACAGCUUCCUGCCCUGCCUGCCCGUCUUGAGCGUGGGCUUGGAAUAUUGGCUCGCCUUUGCCAAAGCAGGCGUUUCCACGACUUGGCAGGUCUCGUUUAUUGUGGGGGUGCUGCUGAGCUUCGCGGUGUUCUGGUCCACUUUGUCCUUCCGCGUGCUGCUGACGCUCUGCUCCUGGCUGGCGGCCCCAAGGCUUUGGCCGCUGCUGGACUACCUGCAGAGCUUGCUGAUCUUCGCCGCCUUCGCCAUCUUCUGGUGCGGCGGCUUAUUUUUGGCCACCUGGGCCUACGCCCAGAGCCUCUGGGCGAUGCUUGGCUGGGCCAGUGUCUCCGUCCUGGCCAGCGCAAGUGUGAUGCGAAAGUGACGGAGGUCGCCGAAGAAAUUUAUGGAAUCGCCGGCCGUUUGGACCGGUUCCUUCUAUUCGCCUGCCUGGUGAUGCGAAUGCGCUCGCUAGCCAUCCACACCUGUUGGAAUCUUGCUUUUAAAGCAAAGCGAAAGGGAACACCAUAAAUUUGAGAUUGGGUCCCCGAAGAACAGAAGUUUUGAGCAUGGCUCAAAUGGUUUCACCAGAUCUCGACUCCCCGAUGUUCAAUUCGCAUCCCAAUGGAAUGCGUUCAGCGGGAAACGGGCAAAAAGUGGCGUCC